GAAGGAGCGGCGCCUGGCGGUGGUGGCCAGUGGCGUGUGCGAGGCCAGUGCAGUGUGAGUCGUGAGUGAGUGUGGAUCCACGAGUCGUUGUCUCCGACACUCUCUCUAGCCGCUACUGCUACUCCCUUCACCCUCGCCUCGGGACGUGACGCCAGCAGCGGUAUGGGAGCGGGUGAGCCACGCGUUUAGGUCACGUGACGAGGACAGUGUAUGACCCGACGCAGAAGUAUGCGAGCGUCGUGUGUGUGUGUGCUCUUGGGCGAACAGAGCCUCAGGUAUAACUUUAACUGUGCUGGAAAUGUUCACUGUUAAUGGACUGUGACAGCUACGCCGUCGUAAAUUUGAGCAGAAUUUCCUGGAAAGAAUAGUUACAUGUUGUGACGUGUGCCACGGCGAGAGAAUUUAUACGAGAGUCUGUGUUGUUUAUCUGGCCCGUCCUCGGAAGGGAUCUUGAGGGUUUCUGUUCACCUGAAUGAGUGAUUUUCUACUUAGCAACGUCAGGUGAUUCGUCUUUUCAUUAUGCUAACGUGAAAGAAAAUACGUUUAACAUUGUCGGGUGUUGAUCCAUAUAAAAAUUACCUGCUGUGAGAAAAUAAGUACGAGACCACAUAACAGACUUGGAAUUAUGUGGUUGAGAGUCCUUGACGAUAAUAAGGAGAAAUGCCAGAAUCUUGAAGCAUCUCGCAUUGUACGAGGCUAGAGAUAUCUAGUUGGAAAUGACAGUGUGUUUUUAACUGAGAGAAAUAAAAAUGUUCAGUUCGCGUUCGCCUUAAGAAUGUAGAAUCCUUCUGAGACCCAUCGAGAAAGUUUUGGAAGUUAUUCUGUUUUUCUCGUUGGAGUUUUUGUACCAUUAUGGACGGCCAUCAGAGCGGCAUGAGUGGCGCCUUCUCACGUCCUUCGGUCUCUUGAACGACCCGAAUCAACAUAUUUAUCAUGUUAGUUACGAAAGCCAAGGGCUACCACAAGCUGACAGUGUCGUCGGGCGUCAAAGCUAGAAAUCUACGCUUCUUAGUGUCAUAGUGAAAGAGAAUAGAUCGUCCUCUUUUUUGUAACGAGAUCAGACCUUGAUAGGAACCUUGCCUCGUGAGCGGGAAGUCUCCGCCGCCGCCGCCAUGGGCAACAACGAGACCGUCAUGGGGCCGAUCGUGACCACCGUCGCAACCUUGCUCUACAACCUCACCGACGACGACCCUUCCGCGGCGGCCGUCGCGGGCGCCGUCGGCCUCAACCUGUCGGCGACCGGUAGCAGCGCGACUAGCACGACUCGCGCCGCGGCGACCACGCGUCCCACGAGAGCUACGACCGCCGCCCUGACCUCCGCCGCCACCACCGCGCCCUUCUUCACCACGGACCCGCCCCCGGCCUACGACAUCCGGGACAUCAUCCGUUUAGGCGGCGUGGACUACGGCGAGUUCGGGGUUUGCAGCGACUGGCUGCCCAUCAACCACAUCUACUUCCAGCUCGCCAACAUCUUCCUGUUCCUCUCGUACCUGGCGCCCAACGGCAUCUACGGCAUCCUCUACCUGCGCAUCACGCUCACCAUAGGAUGCAUGUUCUUCGCGCUGUGGGGCUGGGUCAUCCUGUGCGCCUUCGACACCUUCCUCUGGAACGCCAUCUUCGUCCUGAUCAACCUCGUCCACGUCAUCGUCAUCUGCUACUACCUGCGCCCCGUCAGGUUCACGCCCGAACUCGAACAGGUGUACAGAAGCCUGUUCCAGCCGCUGAAGGUAUCUCGCCAUCAGUUCAAGAGAGUCAUCAACUGCAUGAAACUUAUCCGCUACGUCAAGUUCCAAGAGAUUUACGCACAGGAGAAGAUAACUCGGGUGGAUUCGCUCUCGCUCGUGCUCUCCGGCAGACUGGUGAUAAGCCAAAAUGGGCGAGCUCUCCACAUUGUGUCUCAGCACCAGUUCCUUGACUCUCCAGAGUGGUUUGGUGUCUCUACAGAUGAGUUCUUCCAGGUCUCAGCAACAGCCAUAGAAGAUUCUCGAGUGUUGAUCUGGCAUCGUGACAAACUCAAGCUCACAAUUAUGGGCGACCAGUUUCUUCAAGCAGUGUUUGACCACAUUUUAGGCAGAGAUGUCGUAAAGAAGCUUAUGCAGUUCCCGGAGGCCGUGGGCAGGAGACCCAGCGAGGUGGAGGUGGACUUGGAGGUCAACGAGAGUUUGUCAGGGAUGAGCAAUGGCCACUGCGUUGCCAACCUGGCCGAUGACAGCGAGACUAAGCCGUUGCUGGUGGUCAAGAAGGGGGAGGAGUCGGGGAGCAUUACAGCAAUUAUCAACCGUCAGUUACAGGUUAAUGACACUCCUCCGUGGAGACUCGGACGCAUUGAGGAGACAGAUCAGGAGACUCCAGUAUGAACCCCAUGAAUUGGGAUCUCCGCUUCUAAACGCUUUCAAACUGUUUGCACCACAACUGGAAAAUGUUGACCACUACCAGCAUAUGGUUGAGCUCUAGAUGCUGGUGGGCAUCACCCACAUGAGAAACAGUUAUAGAAUGAAUCUGAUAUUCCACCAGUGUCUACCAGUGUACAAGUGUCCAAAGGAAGUUGUUGUGAAGAAGUUUACACUUGUUAAUACACUAAUGCCAUACUGAUGAGCAGAUGCAAUUCUCCUAAGUAUUCUGACUAUUUCUGUGAAGUGUGAACUGUGAUAGGGGUUUGCAAAUGCUCUUAUUCCCCAGACCGGACACAGGACUGAGAAGGCAAAUAAUGAUAUUAUCAUUUCUUAAUUUUUUUUGCCUUAUGUUUUUGUUUUUGUCUGUAUGUAUCCACCUCUUAAUUUGCUAUUUAUAAAACUUCCCUCUUUAGAUGUAUCAGCUUUCAUUCUUCAAAAGACUAGAACAACUAGAUUUUGAUGGCAUUUUUAGAUAUAUAAAGUCUAGUGUUUCUUACUGUGAGUUUUGGUAUUCAUCAUGUUUUAACCUUUUUUUCAUAAGUGUUAUUUUAUAAGUAACAUCAUAUUGAUGUCAGUUGACCGAAGAUUUGGGUUAUUAAGAAUUGAUUAGACAUAAUUUAUUAAGUAUAGGAUUUUUUUAUAAACAAUAUUUCAUCACAGACCAGAAGAAUCCUGUGAUUUUUGACAGCAAAAUAUAGUUGCAGGAAAAUCAUGUUUUAUUGAUUAGAUGUGUGAAUUUAUGCAGAUACAUUCUCUUUUUUUUUGUAGUGUGAUUUAUAAUACAAAUUUGAUAUAUUGAAGAGAUUUGUGAUAUUAUAAAGAUUGAGAUCUAAAUACAAAUUCUUCCAUCACUUUGACAGUUGAUUAUGACUUUCCAUAAAAGAAGACACUGUGUCAUGUAUUUUUUUUUCUUUUUUUUUUGAAGGGGAACAGAAAUACAAGCACAUUUUCACAAAUCUACACUUUGGUCUGUAUUACUGAACAACUAUUAUUGCAUAUUAUAAGCAAAUCAAAUCAUUUUAUUAAAAUUACGGAAAAUGAAAUUAGUUACUAUUCUGUUUUAAUUUAUAUAUAUUUGAUAUAUGUGAUGACAAUAGGCAAAAAACAUUUAGAUAUUGUGAUUUUUUACUAGCUUAAAUAGAAUAUGAUUAUUAGCAUAAAACAUAGGGUAUGGAGAAUUUCAAAAGGAGCCAGUGCAGUUCAAGCCUGUAGUUUUGCUAGGUUGCAUUUUUAUCAUCAGUGUUACCUAAUUGAUAACCAUGCAAAUAUAGGCCAAGUUCAUAGAUUAUCAACCAAGCUGUAAUAUUUAUCAGCUUGCAGUUUUGUUGCUAUUAUCAAGUAAGCUAUGUGUUAGAAGUCCGCAAGAAUGCUAUGGAAAAAGUCACAUGCAAUUCUAAGAUCUGUAUCUUGUUACUCUGAAGUGAUGCUGCUUUUGCUGACUUAGCUGUAACUGCUGAAGAGAUAUUGCAAGUUGUUUGAGUGGGACUGGAUAUUUAUUCAGUUUAGUAGGCAUUAGCAUUGAAAUUUGUUCAUCUAGUAGAUAUACAGCAAACAAAACUGAUGUUUAAAAGGAGUUUACGUACAGAUACUGUUAUUGUUUCUGUUCCCCUUUAAUUCUGAGCUUUCAAAAUGUUACCAAGGCUUCAGCAGUCCUUAUGAUGUACACUGAUGGGCACAGUAAAGGGUCCAACAUUUUGCUCUGUGGGUUAGUAUUGCUCAAAAGUUUUUAUAUGUAUGGUAAGAAAUGUUAUAUUAGGUCUCAGAAUCCACCAUUUUCUCAAAAGGUCAAAAUGACUUGCUUUGAGAUCAUCAUUACUGACCAGUUGUUCAAUGAAGGGCAUGACUAAUAUUGCAGCUGUUAGAAAAAGAAAAUACUCCUUUGAAAUGGAGUAGUUGGACAAAUUCAUUUCCUAUAAAUGUUUGACUCUUUUUUUCAGCAAUCACUUCCUUCAUACCCUUUGCAUCACACUUACUUUCAAGGGUACUAAAACAUGCAAAAAUCUAUUUAUUCUCAAAUAAAUGGAAUUGUGAAAAUAUGUAAGUGGAGGCUUGUGGCAAAUCUUAUGGUAGCUUAGACUGAUUCAGUGAAAUAUAUCUUUAUUUUCUCUCCAUGCACUAAGAAGUGCCUGUUUUGUGUUGUUUUUAUAAGUUUAUUUUGUACAUGCAGUGAUAUUAAAUAUCAGGCAUUUUGAUUAAAAUAUGUAUGCUUAGGCAAAGCUGUUCAGUACUUUAGCUUGUUUUAUGGUGCUUGUAUUUUUUGAUAAUUAUUAAACAAUACCUUCCAGUCUUUGGACAAUCAUAAUACAAAUAAUAUUAAUCAACACAUGUAUUGCGAAACAAAACACUUGAUGUUUACUCACAAGACCAAUUACUAUAUUAUAAAAUAUGGGUGACAGUACGAUUUAACCCACCAUAGCAAUAUAAACUAUAACAAGCACAAAGUAUUUGUUACUAUUUGAAGUAAUCCAAUGUAAUAUUGUGUUUCCCUUUCUAUAUAUCAAUGCCUGUUGCAGUUUUAUGGAGUGAUUUGCAAAAUAUUUCUUUUUAAGCAUUUCCUCUGACUGCAUAAACAGUAUUACUUUAACUGUCACUCAAAAUCACUCACAUUUGGGAUAUUUAUGCAACUUCAUUUAGUGCAAUAUAAACAUGGUUCUUACACAUGCUGAUUAUUGGCACACAGCUACAUUUUAACUUUUUAAUACUGUAUUUCAUUUUUUGAAUAAAGAUUAUAUGAAAAGACAAUUGCUACAUGUAUGAUGCUGAAAAUUGAUGGAAUAUGUGUAAAACUGCUUUUGCCAAUUUACAGAUGCUUUUUUAGAGUAUUUUGCUUUUAUUCAUACAGUAAGUCAUAUACGCAUGUAUGUGACCAUGUAUAUGUAAGCAUGUAUUUGAGUGUGUGUGUCUUUAUGUGUCUGCAGAUAUAUAAAUACAUUUUGAUUUUUUACAAACAAUUACAAUAAUGAAAAAAGUUUAACCUUAGUUCUUUUGUUCAAAAGAAUGAUAACAAUACAAGAGUUACUUUCUCACUCAUGAUGAAACCCUAAGAAUUGAAUGCUUUCAUGUUAUCUAGAAUAUUUCAAGCUGGAAGUAAACUUCAGUUAUUUGAUAUAUUGAAAUAAUAUGUCAGAAGUAAAUCACAGCUUGAUUGAUGUGUUCAGCCAGGCUAAUUAACAGUGCAGAAAAUGAAGACAUGUAGCCUGUACACAAGCUCUUCUGAUGCUGCUUCUUCUUUUCUUUUUCUUCUUUCUUUCAUUUUUUGAGACAGUUGUUUAUAAGUCUCCAGGGAUUUUAUUUUAUUUUACACAAAACUUUUUAUUAAUGAACCUUGCCUUUUUUUUUUUUUUUUUUUUAUGUUUUGAUAUGGUAAAGUUUAUCAAUUCUGACAACUUUCCUUGUUAUGUUUCUAGUCAUACUUAUAUUCUUAUUCUUUAAUUUCUGAAAAUCCAUAUAUGAUAGUCAUGUCAGUGAUAGAGAAUAUCAUGAACUUUAACUGAUUGCAAAUAUGCUUACAUUUGUAUGGUGCUCAAAGGCAGCAUUGUAUUUUGCUUGUUGUACACAUUAUUAUUUUUUUUUUUUUUUUCUUUUUUUUUUUUACUAUUAUGGUUCUCUCCCUCUCUCUCUCUCUGCUGCUUUUCUUUUUUUUCUCUUUUCUCUGUUUUCACAUGCUUCAUCCCCUUGCACACUAUAUGUAUUUGAGUUUUUUUUCCUGUAUGUCAAAUAUAAAUAGCCAGUGGCUAGUGUACUCAUACAUAGCCAUUAUUUUAAACAUGAUUUUCUAAUAGAAAUAUUUAAUAUUGACACCAAAGUGAACAAAACAGCAAAUUUAAGCUAGGCGAGGAAAACUUAAAGUGUAAACUUUUAUGUUAGGUUGGUUCCUGAAGGACUGUUGCAGACUUCAAAAAAAAAAAAAUAUAUAUAUAUAUAUAUAUUGAAAGCAUGUACUGACAACUGAUCCUAGGAGAAUGUUUGUUUGUUGUGCAUCACCCAAAGCCAUGUUUCAUUCUGAUGAAACAGCCAUUUUACAGAUACUCAUGUGAAAUGGCAGUUGGUUAUAGUUAUUGUGUUAUUUGAAUGUGUGUUUAAGUAUGCAAGGGGAUUAAAAUCUUAGUACAUUUAUUAUAUUAUAUCACAGAAUCGUCUAACAUCUAAACAUUUUGAUCAGAACAUCUAUUAGCAAUUAUAUCUCCUUACCACAGUAAUACUACUGAUAAAAUAUACCAUACUGGUGGCUUGCUUAAGGUCCAAAAAUAUGUUAGGAAGGUAGAGAUUAGCUAAGUAAGAAUAUUAAUGAUAUAUUUACUGCAAUUUCAAAUUGCUUAUUUCAAAUUUAGUAUUGCAGACACACAUUCAUACAGUCACACUUGCAUUUCCUUUCACACUUGAAAACAUCCACUUACAUCCACAUCAACCAUACAUUCUAACAUAAUUAUGUGUAAUUAUAUUAAGCACAGUUCACAAACAUACCGAAAGGCUGUAAAUUUUAUACACUAAUCAUUUUUAUGCACCAAAAAUCCAAACUCAAAACAGUAAAGCUGAUGAUAGCAUUCUUCCUAAUGUGAAGUAAAAAUAACUUACUUUUACAGAUAUUCAUCGGUCAAAAUACUUUGUCCCAGAUGAAAGCAACAAAAUAUUUAAAUGCUUUUCAUCAGGUGCAACAAUAGAACAGGUCCUGCCUAUAGGCUGCAAUUAUCAGAUCUUGGUACAAUGCACAUAGGUAAUCCUCUUCCCAGCCAUGUAAUACAGGAGACAAGUGAAUGGUUAUUGAUCCACUUGCUACUGGAUUUUUUUGUCUCUGUGAGACAACCAGAUUGUGUGUAAAUAUAUAUAUAUGCAUCAAUGAAAAAAAGACCAUGAAGGCAUUGGUAAGGCAUUUCUUGCCACUGUCCUUUUGUUUUUCACUGACAGCACUUCCCAGAACUUGUAAUAAUGUAUGAGGAUGGUUUACAGUGUUUUGUGGUUUCUAUUUGCCAGUAUAGUAGCCCAGAUCCAUAAGCUAUCAGUCUUUACAGAAAUAUCUGUAGUCUACUUCUGUGGUAAUAUUUGGUUGUAGCACUGUAACAGCUUGGUACUGAUGUUAGCAACAGAUUUACAAGAUAAAUGACAGAUUUACAAGAGAGUCUACAGUAAAUUCAAUGUCAGUUGGCUUAAUCAGAUGGCCUAAUCACAGCCAACUAUUUUCAGUGUUUUCAUAUCAUUCCAAUUGUAAUCAGAUAUUGUUUGUAAGAAUGAUGUGAAUAUAAGUAACAAUACAAUACAGCUAUGAACCUGGGACCUUGCAAUUGCAACACCAUCACUCUACGACUGCACUACACCACCUCCUGAUUGAAUGUAUCACUUUAAAUUCUUACAUCAAAUAAUAUUAUUUAUUUUAGAAAUUUAAAGCCACAUAUGUUGUGUGUAGAGAGAUCAGAUUUUUCACUAUGCUAAAGAGAGCCUAGAUAAGUCUUGAGCUUGAGCUUUAAAAAGAUAGCUUUUUAUUCUGUGAGAAUAUGGGCAAAAUAUUUGGUAAUUUUUUAAAUUGUGAUAUCAAGCAUAAAUGUUAGAGGAAUGAUUUUUAAAAAGUACCAAUGGCAGACUGAUGUCAGGAGCAAGAGAUACCAUUUACCAUUGUGAAUAUAGUGGCAUAAAUGUCAUAAAGCUUUCCCCAUCAGCACCUAAACUGCUAGCAACAAGAAAUAUUGCAUUGUCUUCUUUUAGAUUAACUUCAUUUUCUCAGAAUCAGUUUUGUCUGAAAGUUGUUACACCAUUUACCAUUUAAUCAUGCUCAUUUAUAUCAGUCAAAAUUCUGCACAUGGUAUAGUGGAAGAUGGUGCUAUAAAUCAUUUUUUACUUAAUUGUGUCCUAUGAGAUAAGUCUUUAUGCAAUUAUUGGUCAGUGAUAACCAAAGCAAGUUCAUAAAAUGAUAUGUAUGGUAACCCAGCAUUUAGUUAAUUUUUAACUGAAGAAAGAAGACAUUUCUUAGUUCAACUAGAAAUCCAAGACCUUUACAACAUAUGAUACUGAAGUGCACAAGGUGUAAAGUUGGAAAGAAUAUGAACCACUAAUUGGUGGUUCCUGAUCUUGCAAAUAUGAGUGAAGUGAUACCUACUAGACUAUUCAAAGUGCAGAUGUACUGAUAGGAUAGUUUACUCUUUUUUUGCAUACAAAAAUCCUUAAUAUGGAAAGCAUGUCUUUCUCACAUUACCAGCAUGAAAAUAUCUUACAUGAAGUCUAGGUUUCCCCAGAUGUAUGUAAUUUUUUUCUUUGAUAAUUUACUUAUUUUGGAUAUAAAAUUUAACUUUUAGAGCUGACAAACAUUUUCUAUGUAGAAUGGGGGAAUAAAGGUCUGAAUAUGUACAUGUAUUAUACAUUAAAUUUGUUCAAUCAUCAGAGUUAUAGGAACUAAAGGUAUGUCUCUUUGGUUUGCAUCUUUAAGUGUAAAUCCAGAGUAUCUUCCAUAAAAUCAAACAUACGCACUAGACUCAGGAAGCAACAUAUUGGCAUUCAUGUUGCAUCUACUGCAAUUAACAUUUUUGGAAAUAAGUGCCUGUGGUGAAUCUUGAAUAAUUCAUCAGUUUCAAGGGUCUGCAAUAAGAUAUCAAUUGUAUACGUACACCAUAGACACGAAAAAACCCUUUGAGCUGGUGAAUUAUCCAUAUGGUGAUCCAUUUAUUGACAAGUGUACUGAUAGGGUAAGCAUUAAAAAGGUACACAGUAUUGUACCUUCAUUGUCAUGGAUUUCAAAAAUUACUAAUAUUAUUGAAUAAUAAAAGUGUAAUAUUUGGGAUUUGGGCAAAUGUUUUAUAAAGUACAAUGCAAGAGAGGCAGAGAGUGGGUUUUUUGCAAUAUAUCUGUCAGAUGAAGUUGCUUAAUAUAUAACCCCCUCAUUGCCGGUCAUUCAAUGUGUUUUGAGAGAUAUGGGUUGGAUUAACUACUUUCAUAGGAACUUUGUCACUUAUAGAGACAAAAUAUGAGUAAAUGUAACCUCUGUAAAUCACUUUUUAUGGAUACAUUUGCUUAUUGUACACUAGCUUUCUGUAACGUCCUCCCACCUUCACAGUUUCUAAUUGUUCAGACUGAGCAAGUGACAGUUUAUGAAGAAUACUAAAGCACGAGCUACCCCAUGUAUUCUUAUUAUGGCAUAUAUUCUUUUGUAUGUUCAUUUCAGUCAUGAUCAUUGUACUUGAUUUUUCAACAUCAAGAACCUCUUUUGCAUCUGAAAUAUAUAAUGUGUGUGUGUGUACAGUGUCAAUGUUGGUACAUUCACAAUAAAAUAUACAUAGCAAUAUAUUUCCAUAUUAUCA
Penaeus chinensis is the source of this 9676-nucleotide messenger RNA. RefSeq names its product popeye domain-containing protein 3-like (gene bves). The coding region runs from base 1113 to 2357 and encodes 414 amino acids. Gene Ontology annotation, cellular component: sarcolemma. The transcript has 8 exons. NCBI's taxonomy places the organism in Eukaryota, Metazoa, Arthropoda, Malacostraca, Decapoda, Penaeidae. The record is from RefSeq and is a predicted model, not a curated record. Gene Ontology annotation, molecular function: cAMP binding.